AAUGAGAUGAAGAAUGAGGAAGACGAGCCCAGCCUCCGGGUAAGAGAGAGGGUAGAAGUCAUUAUCAAAGAGAAGGCUUUCUGUCCAGUUAGUUGGAAGUGGUUGAGUGUAAUUUGUUGAGAAAGCAUUUGUGGAAACAGGAGGGAUGGUGCGCAGCUGUACCGACGGGUGGUUAGCUCGGUUUGUGGAGCGACACCAUUCGGGGCUCAAUUUUGCGCUUUUGGUCGUCGGUUACAUCCUUUACCUCAUCAUCGGGGCCGGGAUCUUCUCCGCCAUCGAGCUGCCCUACGAGGACGAGCUUCGGCGGGAGCUGAGGGCUGCCCGGGAGGACUUCCUGAGCAACAAUACCUGUGUGUCCGACGCGCGCCUGGAGGAGCUCCUGGCUCGCGCGCUGGAGGCCAGCAACUAUGGCGUGUCCGUGCUGGGUAACGACACUCAACGCAACUGGGACUUCGUGUCCUCCCUGUUCUUCACCAGCACCGUGCUGACCACAACAGGUUAUGGUCACACUGUUCCUCUCUCAGAUGAAGGGAAGGCCUUCUGUAUCUUCUACUCCCUGUUUGGCAUCCCUGUUACCCUCUUCUUCCUCUCUGCCAUGGUGCAGAGGAUCAUGGUUGUGGUGACUCGGGGUCCAGUGUCCUACUUCCACCGUCGAUGGGCCAUAUCUAAAUCGAAGCUCGCCGCCAUCCACGCCACCUGUCUCGCCGUAUUAAUGACCCUGCUACUCCUCAUCAUCCCUGCGUGGAUCUUUAUCAACCUGGAGGCGGACUGGAACUUUCUGGAGUCUCUGUAUUUCUGUUUCAUCUCCCUGACAACCAUCGGCCUCGGGGAUUACGUCCCUGGAGAGACCCACAGUAAAGAGGCCAACCCACACCCGCAGCUCUACAGGCUGAUCAUUACAGUCUACUUGCUGCUGGGCUUGGUGUGCGUCCUGGUGGUGCUGGAGACGUGCUGCGAGCUUCCCCAGAUGAUACGCUUCAGGCAGAGGUUCUACCAAGAAAAUGUUCGGGAGCUGGACUCAGAGACCGCCAACAUCAUCGACCAGGAUCAGCUGAGCGACCCCCCGGAUCACAUGACAGAUAACCAACCGGCCAUCCCGUCUGUGUCAGAGCAGGCUGCGUCCUUACGGCAAGGAAGCAAGUCAGUGCCUUACACCCUAGCUUCAGGACCAACUGUUGAUGGAAAACUGAGCUGACAGAUUGUCCUCCACACAUGGUUUUAAGGGACUGGUCUAUGAACUUUUGCCCUACACAUGAUUGCUCAGGGCAUACUGACACUGACUGCUAUCUAAAAGUGUAUAUAUGAGUAAGAAGUCCUGACCAUGCCUGUGUGUGUAUGUCUACAUUUGAUCUGAGUCACUUAAUUGCUUCAAAAGUGAUUAUUUUCUUCAGUGCCAACACCAACACACACUUGCGGUGUAAAAGCAGGAACCACCCACAGAUAAUCAGGAUGGCGUUGUUUUCUUUUUCUCCCCCGUUGCUCCAUUCCCUGCAGAUAAGAGUUUAUAGACGUAUGAUACAGAGGAAGGGCUGGGCCCCUAAACGGAGGGAAACCCCAUGAGUUUCCACUUCCUGCCAAAGUCUUGAAGCUAUAAUUCCAACACAGCACAGUUUGCUCUGGAGGAUUUCACACUCCCUUUCAGCGCAUUAUGUAAUCUAUGGCGGUAUUUGCAUAAGAAAUUUGCCUUCUUGGAAGUCAUAAAGCAAUACCAGGAGAAUGAGGCAUGCCAUCACAUGGCCUAUUGUACAUUAUGUGGAAGUAAAAGAUCAAAUAAUGGCGAGGAAUGUUUUUUUUUUUUUUAAAUCCUGGUUGGUCUCAGGUGAUGACAGGCCUCCAGCUCCUGAUAAGUGUGUUUACAUAGUUCAGUGUGUUAAUUAUACUGCAGUGUGUACCCUUUUACCCCUAGAGGGCAGCACUUUCAUUUCAUAUACAAAAGACAUGUUACUGGGAAUUUACCUCUCAUGCAGCUUCAGAGAAUGUUACGUGAAGACAUGAUUAAGGUCAAGAAUAUGUAAUUGUUACAACUGAGGGUGAGAGAGCAUGGUGUAGAACAAAAAACUUUUUAAUAUCCAUGCACUCUGUCAAAGCCAUCUCUGUUUACAGGAGUGCUAAACCGAAUGUACACUGUAUGGCGGUAAAAGUUUUAUGUAUUUGCAAGUUCUGUUUUAAUUCAUUCGCAAAACAGCUUAAAACUGGUUAAAUCACAAGGACAAGAGGAACUUGACUUGUCUUCCAAAGAUCAUUUUGCUGCUGUUUUCAUUUUCAUUUUGUUGGUUUAUGGGUUUUAAUCAAGAGCAGAACUUGUCAUGGUUGAUUUUAUAGAAAUCCAAUGAUCUUUAAGUAUGAAGUGUAAAUAAAUUGUGCAACCACAAA
Molecule: messenger RNA, 2373 nt
Organism: Lates calcarifer (barramundi perch)
Lineage: Eukaryota; Metazoa; Chordata; Actinopteri; Centropomidae
Product: potassium channel subfamily K member 1
Exons: 3
Coding region: 146-1195 (349 amino acids)
Biological process (GO): stabilization of membrane potential; potassium ion transmembrane transport
Cellular component (GO): membrane
Molecular function (GO): potassium ion leak channel activity
Source: RefSeq, a predicted model, not a curated record